CCCCUCAUCUCUUUCGAGCUUCCUUACUUAAAAGUCCCAAGUAAGAUUUAACAAAGCUAUGGUUGGUUUCUUGCAACACUGGCUUCCUUCGCUCUUCUUGUUUCCCCGUUAAUGGCUUCCGUGAAUCGUUUCGUUCGACGAACUUAAUCUCAAAGUAGCCUGAAGGAGCUCCAUUACUCUUGGAGCUGGGGAGUAUGUGUUUGAGCAUUUCAAAUCUGGUUCCAUAGUCAUCUUUUCUGCGUUUGGGCACCGACAGCACUAGUUGGAGGCAGGUGCAUUUCUGCAACAUCUGUGGAAUUGGCAAGAUGGUGAAAAAAAAGAACCCUCUUGUGUUCUUGGACACAUCCAUUGAUGGGGAUCCUGCUGAAAGGAUUGUUAUUGAGCUUUUUGCAGAUGUGGUUCCUAAGACUGCAGAGAAUUUCCGAGCACUUUGUACUGGUGAGAAAGGUAUAGGCACUUCUACUGGGAAACCUCUGCACUACAAGGGAACAAUCCUACACCGCAUUAUUAAAGGAUUUAUGGCUCAGGGGGGUGAUUUUUCGAAGAGAGAUGGCACUGGUGGAGAAAGUAUAUAUGGAGGAAAGUUUGCAGAUGAGAACUUUAAGCUGCUUCAUGAUGGACCUGGUAUUCUCUCUAUGGCAAAUGCUGGUAAAAACACAAAUGGGUCUCAAUUUUUUAUCACAUUCAAGCCUGCACGGCAUCUUGAUGGAAAACAUGUUGUUUUUGGAAAAGUUGUGCAAGGAAUGGACAUUGUUAGAAAACUUGAACAGGUGGGCACAGAGCAGGGGAAACCAACAGCUCCUGUGAAAAUUGUGGACUCUGGUGAAUGUUCUGGAGUAGAUAAAGAAAAAAAGAAGAAGAAAGCAGGAAAGACUCUUUCUUCUGAUGAUGAUUCUGAGAAGAGAGGAAGGGGGAAACAUAAGAAGUCUGUUAAGGACAGAAGGAAGAGGAAAAGAAGAUACUCUUCAUCUGAUUCAUACAGCUCUGAUACAGAUUCGGACUCCUAUACUGACAGUGAUUCGCAUUCAGAUUCUUCCAUGUCAGAGUCCAGUUCCAGUUAUGAAAGGCGUAGGAAGAAGAAGAAACUGUCUAAAAGAGAUAGGCACCGUUAUGGGAAAAAGAGAAAGGAUCGGCGAAGGGAGAAGAGGCGAAGACGCCGUGAUAAAAGAUCAAAACGCAAAUACAAGCGAAGUUCAGAUAGUUCCAGUGAAUCAGAGACUGAUGAUACUAGUGGAAGUAGCUCGGACGAUGAAAAAAUUGAUCAGCGAGGAAAGCGGCCCACUCCACCUGUACCUGCAAAAGAAGCAAUUUUAGAUAAGCAAAAGAAAGAAGAGCUGAAGACCACUGAGGAAAAUUCGUCACAUGAAGAGGGUGAAUUUGCCAGAGAGAACGGAGAAUCGUUGAACAAUGGGCUUGGUAAGAAAACCAAACCUGACAAAAUUGUGAAUCAACCUCCUGAUUCAGAUGAUAACUCAAACAAAUCCAGGAGUCCAACUAUCAGCCCUAAGAGUGAUGCGAGCAUGAGUCCUAAAAGAAGUCCAAGGAAGAGUCCAAGAUUGCGAAGUAUCAGCCGAAGUCCUGCUAGACGGUCCAAUGGGCAUAAUCGUGCUAGUUCUUCUAGGAGUCCAAUAAGGAGCCCUGUCCGUAAAACUCCUCAACCUUCUACUUCUAAUCGUGGUAGGAGUUUGUCAAGAAGCCCUUCUCCUGAUGGUACUUCAAAACGUAUUAGGAGAGGUCGUGGUUUCAGCGAGCGCUAUUCUUAUGCACGUCGAUACCGGACCCCAUCUCCAGAGCGCUCUCCUCCGAGCUUCCACCGGUAUGGUGGGAGAAAUGUGCCAGAUAGGUACCGGGAUAGGUAUUCAAGCUACCGAAGUUAUAAUGAGCGCUCACCUCCAAGACGUAACAGAAGCCCACCAAGAGGCAGGAGUCCCCCCAGAUACCGAAGCAGCAGGAGAAGUCAUAGUAGGAGCAUCUCACGCAGCCCAGUUGGUUACCGUGGCCGUGGAAGAGAUCGCAGCCAGAGCCCUAGACGUAGUCCAAGUCCAGUGAAUGAGAGGCCUACAAUCAGUGACAAGCUCCGGUCACGGCUUGGGCCCAGAGAUGAUGACCGCCUUCCAGAAAAAGGGAGAUCACGAUCAAACUCAAGGAGCCGCCAGAAAUCUCAUUCUAGGUCUUCAGCUGAUGCAGGUCCAGGCCAUCUUGGGCCCAAGACAACCUCACGAUCCCCCAGCAGAUCUAGAUCCAGUUCCCCGCAUGGACGGAAGAGUUUGGUUUCCUAUGGUGAUGCAAGUCCUGAGGCUGGGUCACGGUAGUUCGGACAAAAAUCUAAGAUCACCAAGCAUGGUUGCGAACGUUUACAGAGUGACAUUUCAUCUGUGUUCUCAUUUGGGUCGAGAAUUUUGGUCUGUAAGACGUGGAAGUUUUAUUUUUUUCCUUCUGGUUUCACCUUGCUUAUGGAUAGCGUAAUCUGAAUGGUAUCCGGAGGGGACACCCUUUGAGGCUUUAUUUUUGUUGUCUUGUUUCAUUUCCAGUGUGAAACGAGAUAGCUUGGCCAACUUGUCAGAGAGUUUAACAUUUGGGUGCAUUUGAUAAUCUUCUCAGGAGGGAUUUAAAGA
Macadamia integrifolia is the source of this 2615-nucleotide messenger RNA. Its product is annotated as peptidyl-prolyl cis-trans isomerase CYP63. The record is from RefSeq and is a predicted model, not a curated record. NCBI's taxonomy places the organism in Eukaryota, Viridiplantae, Streptophyta, Magnoliopsida, Proteales, Proteaceae. Gene Ontology annotation, molecular function: peptidyl-prolyl cis-trans isomerase activity. The transcript has 15 exons. Bases 306 to 2312 code for a protein of 668 amino acids. Gene Ontology annotation, biological process: protein peptidyl-prolyl isomerization.